AUGUCUCCUCCAUUUCAACAACAACAGCCACAACAACAUAUUGUUCAUGUCCUAGAUUCUCCACAUAAUCAACAACUUGGUAAUAAUAAUGGUGGGCAAGAAGACCGUCCUCUACCUCCAAUUAUAUCCAGAAUUCCAAAUCCUCGACUUAAUGCGCAACAAUUUGUGGAUUCCGUUAUUGGUCAAAAUUUGACUUCUGUUCCUUCUGCAACUGAAAACCAUCCCCCUCAACAUUAUCAAAAUUCUGGUGUGACCCCCCUCGAGCAUUUGGUAGAAAUGACAAGUGCUUCUACUAUGCCUCAACAGACAUCUAGUAGAAAUUUUGAGAAUUUGCCGGCACAUAUUUCCCAUAAACAAUCGACAUCUUCAGCUAUUCCAGAAAUUGUUGAUUUACUGGAUGAUGAAGAGGAAGAAGGACAAAAUAAAAAUAAUUCUUCUUGUCAAGAAUUAGAAGCUUCAAUAAAUCGUUUAAUAACAGUCCCUAUAGCUACUGAUAUAAUUAUUAAUUCUGAAAAAAUUGAAAAAAUUAAUGAUAAUUUAAAUUUGCUUCAACAACAAGAUUCUGCUAUACAACAAUUACAGCAACAACAACAACAAAAUAGUAAUAAUAGCCCUCAUUUAUUAAAAGCUUUGCGUCAGAAUAAACCGCAAAGCGCUGCUGCAGAUUCUACUGUUUCUUUUGCUGGAAAUAAUUGUUUGUGUUUUAUUUGUUUAAAAUCAGAAUUAUUUAAAAUCAGAAUUAUUUAA
This is a messenger RNA of Meloidogyne enterolobii, 747 nucleotides long. The record is from the annotation of a GenBank genome assembly. NCBI's taxonomy places the organism in Eukaryota, Metazoa, Nematoda, Chromadorea, Rhabditida, Meloidogynidae.